This is a messenger RNA of Peromyscus eremicus (cactus mouse), 1917 nucleotides long. RefSeq names its product Fc receptor-like protein 2. The transcript has 8 exons. The coding region runs from base 85 to 1596 and encodes 503 amino acids. The record is from RefSeq and is a predicted model, not a curated record. Gene Ontology annotation, biological process: cell surface receptor signaling pathway. Lineage: Eukaryota; Metazoa; Chordata; Mammalia; Rodentia; Cricetidae. Gene Ontology annotation, cellular component: membrane. Gene Ontology annotation, molecular function: transmembrane signaling receptor activity.
GAACCAGUGCUCUGUCCUAGAUCCACAGUCCAUCUGCUCUAAGCACUUAGCUGCACGUGUCACAAAGGACUUGCCUCUAGCCUCAUGCUGCUGUGGUCACUGCUUCUGGUUCUUGCUCCUGUGGGAGUCCACUCCGACUGGCUGAGCAUCAGCAUGCCACACCGUGCUUACGAAGGAGACCGGGUAGAUAUAAGGUGCACGGGAGAAAAGAAUGGUGACAUAAGGAGACUAAAGUACUUCAAGGAUGGAUCUCAUAUAGCUACUUACAGCAGUGCUUCGAGCUACACCAUUUCCAAUGCAAGAUUCAGUGACAGUGGCUCCUAUUUCUGUAAGGCAGAUAGGAAAUUUUUCCUAUUUAUAGACACGACGGAAGAAACAAGAUCUAUGUGGCUUAAUGUCCAAGAGCUGUUUCCAGCACCUGGGCUGACAGCCAGCCCCCUGCAGCCCAUAGAGGGGAGUUCAGUGACCCUGUCCUGCAACACCCGGCUUCCUUCAGACAGGGCAACGACCCAGUUACGCUAUUCCUUCUUCAAAGAUGGACACACUUUGCAGUCAGAACGGACCUCACCAAAGUUUACGAUCUCAGCAAUACGGAAAGAAGACUCAGGAAAUUAUUGGUGUGAGGCGAUGACAGCAUCUCACAGUGUCUUGAAGCGGAGUCACCGGUCCUAUAUAGAUGUGGAGAGGAUCCCUGUGUCUCAAGUCUCCAUGGAGAUCCAGUCUCCAGGAGACUGGGGAAUUGAAGGGCAGAUGCUGGUCCUUGUCUGUUCUGUGGCUAAAGGCACAGGGCUCAUCAUGUACUCCUGGCACAGAGAGGAUACAAAGGAAAGUGUGGGGAGGAAAAGCCAGCAUUCCCAGAGAGCAGAGCUGGAGAUCGCUCCUGUCAGGGAAAGCCAUGCUGGGGGUUACUACUGUACUGCUGACAACAGCUAUGGCCUUGUCCAGAGUGCAGUGGUGAACAUCACUGUGAAAGUUCCGGUGUUGGACCCUGUCCUCUCCAUCAGUGUUCCUGGGGUGCUGCCCUUUAUUGGGGAUGUGGUGGAGCUUCAGUGUGAAGACAAGAGAGCAUCUCCUCCUGUUCUGUACUGGUUUUAUCACGAAAAUAUCACUCUGGGCAACACCUCAGCACCUUCUGGAGGAAAAGCAUCCUUUAAGCUCACUCUGACUGCAGGGCAUUCUGGGAACUACGCCUGUGAGGCUGACAAUGGCUGGGGGAUGAAGCGCAGUGAGGUGGUACCACUCAAUGUCACAGAGGCCCCACCCAAAGUGCGUCUGGUGAAUGGUCCCCACCACUGUGAAGGACGUGUAGAGGUGGAACAGGAAGGUCGCUGGGGCACUGUAUGCGAUGACGGCUGGGACAUGAAGGAUGUGGCAGUGGUGUGCCGAGAGCUGGGCUGUGGAGCAGCCAAGCACACACCUAUAGCCAUGUUGUAUCCACCAGUAGUUGAUGAAGCUCUACCUGUGCUCAUUCAGGUGGCCCUGUGUAAUGGGACAGAGAAGACCCUGGCUGAAUGUGACCAGGUCGAGACCUUUGAUUGUGGACAUGAUGAAGAUGCUGGGGCUGUGUGUGAAGCAGUCUUGCCUAGAACUUCCUGAAGAUUGAAUGACCAGACACCAUCAGACCUCCUAUUUUCUGCAUGUGGGCCUCACCGGCCUAAUAGUCCAUAGUUCUCACUGGACUUCAAGACUUCAUCUGUGAAUCAUCCUUAACAGGAUGCAAAACAAUUCUGCUCUGAGCUUGAGUUCUAACAGCAGUAAAGAAGGCCCAAGUCCCCUAUUCCCUGGAAGCCAAGCUUGGAAAAACUGUUCCCUUUCCAGUUCCUUCUAGCUAUCGCUUAGGAGGGAUGAAGAGGUGGGCCCAAGUGAGAAUCAUGUGUGCCUGGGCCUUUCAUCUGCUAGAAUGUGGUCAAAUAAAGU